AGCAAGGAAUUUCUCUUCAACUAAAAGCUACUUCUCUACAAUUCAUAGGCAAUUUCAAUCCCACCCUGAAAACUUCACCCCAUUACUUGCGGCAUCAUCACUCCUUUAGCCCCAACCACCCCACCACCAUCACCAACUUUUAUAUUUUUACCAACCUCACCUCAAAUUAACCUUCUCUAUUUGGCCAUUUUUUGGUCUGAUCAAAACCCAUAAAGGUUCUGAAGCAUAUGAUAUGAAUCCCAUAUCGAUGGCUGGGUGGAUUUCAAAUAACGCAAAGGUACAUUAUAAAGCUGUGGAUGCGAAUGAAAUGUUUCUGGGUCUACCCAAGUCUGCUGGUUUGGACCUUAUACAGAAUUGUGAUCUUCCUCCACCCAUGAAAGUCUUCACUGGUUCUGCAGACAAGACUGUUGUGUCAUCCAUCAACAGAAUUUGCAGCAUGACGACUCCAGAAGAUCACGAAAACAGCCAUGAGUUGACUGAUAUGUAUGGAAGAGAUGGUCGUCAAAAUUAUGAAAAGCUGGAGCUCUUGAAGGCUCUGAGGCUUUCGCAAACAAGAGCGAGGGAGGCAGAGAAGAAGGCAGAGAAGUUGGCAAGGGAAAAGGAAUGUCUUUCCAAUGAUCUGCUUGCCGAGGCGAAAGAGCUGUUUGCUUACAGGCAAUGGGUGAGGUUGCUUGAGCUAAAAGUUUCGGAGCUGCAUUCACAAUUCGCAGAACAAGAACAUCAGGAAUGCUGUGGCUGUGAGACUUGGAUUGUAGCUCUGGCACUUUGUUUAGGGUUUGCUGGUGUUGGCUUUGCAUUUGGCAGCAGAUACUUGUAUUGAUUUUCAUUUUAGGGUCAUCACUGUGGUUUUUGUGAAGGUAGUAAGAACUAAGAAGAGGUCUAUAAAUAUGAUAGUAUUAUGUAAUAGAAAGGUUCAAGCUUUCUGAACUGCAAGCAUAUUCUGCAGCAGGUAUUGAAGAACA
Molecule: messenger RNA, 962 nt
Organism: Argentina anserina (silverweed cinquefoil)
Lineage: Eukaryota; Viridiplantae; Streptophyta; Magnoliopsida; Rosales; Rosaceae
Exons: 1
Coding region: 233-820 (195 amino acids)
Source: RefSeq, a predicted model, not a curated record